Hemiscyllium ocellatum (epaulette shark) is the source of this 2861-nucleotide messenger RNA. RefSeq names its product folate receptor (gene folr). Gene Ontology annotation, cellular component: external side of plasma membrane. Bases 32 to 775 code for a protein of 247 amino acids. The record is from RefSeq and is a predicted model, not a curated record. The transcript is spliced from 5 exons. Gene Ontology annotation, molecular function: signaling receptor activity. NCBI's taxonomy places the organism in Eukaryota, Metazoa, Chordata, Chondrichthyes, Orectolobiformes, Hemiscylliidae.
GAGUGCGCCGCGUGCAACCGGUUACAGGAAGAUGCUGGCUGUGUUUGUUCUGGGACUGACUCUGUCAGUGACAGCUGCCAAGGACAUUCUCAAUAUUUGUAUGAGUGCAAAACACCACAAGGAAAAGCCAGGAUUUGAGGGAAGUCUCUACAAACAGUGUGAACCUUGGAAGGAUAAUGCUUGUUGUAGAGCCAACACCACCUUAGAGGCACACAAUGACCAGUCCCAUCUCUACAACUUCAACUGGAAUCACUGUGGCAUGAUGACUGAAAAAUGCAAGAGGCACUUUAUCCAGGACACCUGCUUAUAUGAAUGCUCCCCGAACCUGGGUCCCUGGAUUGUGACGGUUGAUCAGUCUUGGAGGAAAGAACGUAUUAAGAACGUCCCAAUCUGCAAGACUGACUGUGAAGACUGGUGGAAAGACUGUCAGGAUGAUCACACGUGCAAGAGUAACUGGCACAAAGGAUGGGACUGGAGCACAGGGAUAAACCGGUGCCCGGAAGGAAGCACAUGCAAGAAGUUUAUUGAAUUUUUCCCAACCCCUCGGGACCUUUGUGAGAAGCUGUGGAGUUACUCAUAUGAAUUCACGGAACAUGAUCGCGGGAGUGGCAAGUGUAUUGCUAUGUGGUUCGACAUCUCUGGCUCCAGGCAGAACCCAAAUGUGGAGGUUGCACGGUACUAUGCCAUUCAGAAGGGUCUGAUUGCAUCCUCUUCGUCUGUUGAGCUGACUGUCCCACUGUUCCUGACUCUUCUGCUGCUCUCCGUCUUGUCUUAGCUUUCCCUGGCUGUAAGCAGAAAGGAGAGUGGACUGUUGAAGUACAUCUCUUGCAUUUUCCCGUCUGCAUUCACCGGCUCUGCCAUAUCUUGAUUUUAAAAAAGAAAUUCAUUUGCUUUCCUUGCUGAGCCAAUCCAUUGGCUAUGUCCGGGGGGGGGGGGUGAGAUUUGUCGGGGGAGAGGAGAUGUUGCACUUGUUAUCACUGUCAUUGUUAUGGGAAAGUGGCAAAAACGCAAAGAGCAUAUUUAUAUAGCACCUUUUGUAUAGCAACCUCAGGAUAUUCCAAAACACUUUAGAGCCAGUGGAUUGCUUGUAAACUGUUGUUCCCUGUUGCAAUACAGGGAAAGCUGGAAGCCAAUUUAUACACAUGAAGUUCCUGCAGACAUUUUCCAAUCAUCCUGUUCAGAGAUGUUAUGACACACCUCUGGAACAGGACUUCUGACUGGGGCCCUGGCUCAAAGGUAGGGAUACUCCCACAAAGCUCCUGCAGAUUCUUAACAAUUGGAUGGUAGUUCUCGGUCACAGUGAGUAGCACUUAAAUUUUAGUUAAAUUCCAUUUCUUGGUAUUGUGAAAUUUGAACCAGACCACUAGCCUGGACUUCGGGAUUAUUCGUUUAGUGACAUUACCAUCUGCUAUACAGAGCUCUUGCAAACAGCAAUGAGACAGCGACCAGAUAAUCUCAUUCCUAUGAUGUGAAUUGAGGGAUAAAUAUUGGCCUGAGAGUCUUUGGGUCCUCAGUUUAACAUCUCACCCCUAAAGAUGUCAUCCUGGUGUGAAUGACAGACAUACUGUUGUUUCCUGGCUAUUGCUGAGCCUCCAUUCUGUUCAUGGUUGGGAUGAAAAUUUAGAGCCUUGGUGCUGACCUUAAAAAGACUCUGAUGUAUAAACAGUUAAAUGUUCAUAAAUCAUUCACAGAGUGAGGGAAUGUGUCAUCAACAGUGCAAUCAGACAUUAUUUACUCAGCAAUAAACUACUGUACUCGGGGAUGCCCAGUUCAAGUUCUGGCAGGUUCACUCAGCUCCUGCCCUCAUACCAGCCUUGGUUCAAACGUAGACAAAAGAAGUGAAUUCGAGGUGAGGUGAGAGUGACAGCCCUUGACUCCUAAGCUGCUUUCCAAUAAGUGUGAUUAAGGUCAUCAGACAUGGGAGCAGAAAUGGAGGAAGGUGGGAGCCAAUGGCUGGACUCAUUUGGCACAAAUGAAGUUGUUUGUUGGAGGUCAGUUGUUUCAAUUCCAAGAACAGCAAUUUGUACUGUCAACAAGAUCCACUGUACAACUCGCCAAAGCUCCUUAGGCAGCACCUUCCAAAUGCAUGACCACACCCAUCUGGAAGCAUAAGGGCAGCAGAUACAUAGGAGCACCAUCACAUACAAGUUCCCCCCCAAGCCACUCACCAUCCUGACUUAGAAAUAUAUCACCAUUCCUUCAGUAUCACCUGGUCAGAAUCCUGGAAUUCCCUCAGGGCAUUGUGGGUAAGCCUACAACACAUGGACUACAGCAGUCCAAGAAUACAACUCAGCAUGAUUUCCUUGAGGGUAGUUAGGAAUGAGUAAUAAUGCUGGUACUUUGAGUUUGAAGUAUUCGUGUAGUGUAGUAGUGACUGUUCUUAAAAAGUGAUUCAUUCGAUGUAAAGUGCUUUGUGUGGUCCACAUAAACUGAUAAAAUAGGAGAGAAAUGCAUUUAUCUAUAAUCUCCUCCAGCUCUACAAUUGUCCAAGUUAUCUGCACUCCUCUGGUUCUAUCCUGUUAUACAUUCCUGAUUUUGGUCAGUUCACCAUUAGUGACUGUCUUCAGCUGCACUAAGUUCUAGGAGACCUUCCUAAACCACUCAGCCCCUAACCAUAUCUCCUUUACGACACACUGUAAAGCCAGCCUCUUUGCCAAAUCAUUUGCCCUCACAUUUCCUGAAAUGCGUUGAGGUCAAAUGUUUCAUAUUCCUGUUGAGUAUCAACAAACGGUUAAGUACGUUAAAGGCACUAUAAAAAUGCACAUCAAUAAACUGAUGCACUUAAUAUGGAUAUCUUCCAAUUAUCAGGCUUUUUAAUACAUAAAUUUUAAGUGUAAUUCCUUAUCCUUUGAGUAAUAACU